AUGUUGGCUGUUCUUUCAACGAUAUGCCUGAUUUUAGGAGGACUACUUCUGUGCGCAAAAAACAACAUUGGAAAACAUAAGUGUGACUUAAUAUCUGGAUCAGUGUCAGACAAAGUAACCGACUUUUCGAAUGUUCAAAGCAGUGCCACAGCUCCAACACCUUCCUCCGCUACUAACAAUUCUCAGUUUGAGUAUUCCGGAAUAGCGGAUCGGAGCUCGAAAAAAGAGAAAACUAAUUUACGAUCCGAUGUUGACCAUAAUAAUAAUGAAAAGCAUUCAAGCGUACGAAAAGUCUUUUCCGAUGAAGAUACUCCAAUAAUGAAAGUUGAUAAUUCCCGAAAAUCUAUAGAGUCAUCUAAGCAUGAAAACGUUAUACAAAUAGCUUUAGCAGCAGUGCCUGAGGUUAAUUUUGUUGAGAAUGCAGAUGAUGAGGAAGAAACAGACGACACUAUGUUUGAUGUGGCUUCUAUCAAAACGGAUCCUCCAACUCCUUUACUUACUCCAUUAGGGGGUGAAAAAUAUGAUCUCGCUAACCCCAGUAAUAACUUAGAUGAGACGAUGUGUUAA
Molecule: messenger RNA, 567 nt
Organism: Auanema sp. JU1783
Lineage: Eukaryota; Metazoa; Nematoda; Chromadorea; Rhabditida; Rhabditidae
Source: the annotation of a GenBank genome assembly